AUGACUUAUCUAAAAUCUUGGGAAGAAUUCGAAAAAGCUGCCGAGAAAUUGUACCUUCAGGCACCGUCAAAAGCGCGCUACACGAUGAAAUACGUGCAUUCAAAAAAUGUGUUAAUUUUAAAAAUGACAGAUGAUGUGGUGUGUUUACAAUUCAAAACGGAGAUUGCCCAAGAUGUGCGAAAAAUAGACAAAUUUAUCAACAAUUUAAUGCGACAUAUGGCAUCAAAAGAACACUAACAUAACCUCAAACGUCAAUGCAAUCGCAUUUGUGAGUGGGUCUUAUUUGAAUAAAAAGCAUUCAGUUUGUAUAAGUUUCAUUUACAGUGUAAGCACGAUACAUUUAAAUAAAAAUUUUCCUAAAUACA
This is a messenger RNA of Tribolium castaneum (red flour beetle), 365 nucleotides long. It is a transcript of the gene Srp9, whose product is annotated as Signal recognition particle 9. The coding region runs from base 1 to 237 and encodes 78 amino acids. Lineage: Eukaryota; Metazoa; Arthropoda; Insecta; Coleoptera; Tenebrionidae. Gene Ontology annotation, cellular component: signal recognition particle, endoplasmic reticulum targeting. Gene Ontology annotation, molecular function: 7S RNA binding. The record is from RefSeq and is a predicted model, not a curated record. Gene Ontology annotation, biological process: SRP-dependent cotranslational protein targeting to membrane; negative regulation of translational elongation. The transcript is spliced from 2 exons.